Molecule: messenger RNA, 2542 nt
Organism: Lycium barbarum (goji berry)
Lineage: Eukaryota; Viridiplantae; Streptophyta; Magnoliopsida; Solanales; Solanaceae
Product: L-type lectin-domain containing receptor kinase VII.1
Exons: 2
Coding region: 233-2290 (685 amino acids)
Biological process (GO): protein phosphorylation
Cellular component (GO): plasma membrane
Molecular function (GO): carbohydrate binding; ATP binding; protein kinase activity
Source: RefSeq, a predicted model, not a curated record
UUUUUGUUCAUUUAUACGUAAGAAACCUUCCUAGUUCCUUGACUUUUAGACAGAGGUCAUUAAGAUUUGAUUACCCUUCUUGUAAUAGUACUUCCCAGUUUCCUGAUAAUAAAAAAAGUAUUGACCAAGUAUUUUUUGUCAAAUCUACCCGGUAAACCACAAUGAUAUUUCUCCUUUUCUCUGCUUCCCAUAAUUCUUUCUCCAUGAGAGUUAGCUGUGCUUCUUUGAUAGAAUGAACCAACAUCUAAAUUUUCUUCUUUCUUACCUGUUAGUAACUAUAUUUUGUAGUAUUCAAUCAGAUGCAGCAACUGAAUUUGUCUUCAAUGGUUUUAAACAAUCAGAUGUGUCACUUUUUGGGAAUGCUACAAUUGAAUCUAGGAUACUUACUCUUUCAAAUGACUCAACUUUCUCAAUUGGUAGAGCUCUGUACCCUUCAAAGAUUGUCACAAAAGAACCAAAUUCAUCCCAAGUUCUUCCCUUUUCAACAUCUUUCAUUUUUGCUAUGGCUCCUUAUAGGGACAGGCUACCAGGACACGGCAUAGUUUUCUUGUUUGUUCCACACACAGGUAUUGAUGGUACUACUUCUUCACAGAAUUUAGGUUUCUUGAAUUUCACAAAUAAUGGGAAUCCCAAUAACCAUGUCUUUGGAGUUGAGUUUGAUGUUUUCAAGAAUCAAGAAUUCAAUGAUAUAAAUGAUAACCAUGUUGGAAUUGAUGUCAAUUCCCUUGCAUCAGUGUUUGCUCAUGAAGCAGGAUAUUGGCCUGAUGAGAAAAAUAAGAAUAGUAAUGAUGGUAACUUAAAAGAAGAGUCUUUCGAGACUUUAAAGUUGAAUAAUGGAAGAAAUUACCAAGUUUGGAUUGACUAUGCAGAUUUCAGAAUUAAUGUGACUAUGGCACCAGUUGGUAUGAAAAGGCCUAACCAAUCUUUGUUGGAUUUUCCACUGAAUCUUUCUCAAGUUUUUGAGGAAGAGAUGUAUGUGGGGUUCACUGCAUCCACUGGAGAUCUUGCUCAAAGUCACAAGAUUUUAUCUUGGAGUUUUAGUAACUCGAAUUUUUCGAUAAGUGAUUCUUUGAUCACAUAUGGUCUGCCAUCAUUUGAGCUUCCUGAGGAUCCAGUUUAUCGAUCGAAGGGAUUCAUUGCAGGUAUGACAGUGUCACUCUUGUUUCUUGUAGUGGUCAGUGUUGUAGUUUCAUUGAUUCUGAUUAAGAGAAACAGGAGAAUGAAAAGGGAAAGAGAGGAUAUGGAAGAUUGGGAAUUGGAAUAUUGGCCACAUAGGAUUACUUAUCAAGAAAUUGAUGCUGCAACAAAGGGUUUUGCUGAUGAAAAUGUGAUUGGUAUUGGAGGUAAUGGAAAGGUUUAUAAAGGGGUUUUGGCUGGGGGUUCAGAGGUUGCAGUAAAGCGCAUUUCUCACGAAAACGGUGAAGGGGCAAGGCAAUUCUUGGCUGAGAUUUCAAGUCUCGGUAGGCUAAAGCAUAGAAAUUUGGUGUCAUUAAGAGGCUGGUGCAAGAAAGAAAGAGGCAGCCUGAUUUUGGUUUAUGAUUAUAUGGAAAAUGGGAGUUUGGACAAAAGGCUGUUUGAAUGUGAUGAGAGAAACAUGUUGAGUUUUGAAGACAGAAUUAGGAUUUUGAAAGAUCUGGCAUCAGGGGUCAUGUACUUGCAUGAUGGGUGGGAAGCAAAAGUGUUGCAUAGGGACAUUAAGGCUAGCAAUGUUUUACUCGACAAGGAUAUGAAUGCAAGGCUAGGUGAUUUUGGUCUAGCCAGAAUGCAUGAUCAUGGUCAAGUUGCUAACACGACUCGAGUUGUUGGCACGGUGGGAUACUUGGCGCCAGAGUUUGUCAGGACUGGCCGUGCCUCAACGCAAACCGAUGUGUUUGGAUAUGGAGUUUUGAUUUUGGAGGUGAUGUGUGGAAGGAGGCCUAUAGAGGAGGAAGAAGGCAAGCCACCUUUAGUGGAUUGGCUGUGGGAACUAAUGAGACGAGGCGACUUGACCAACGCCUUUGACAGUCGAUUAAGGACUAAUCAAGAUUUUAAUGAAGAGGACGCCUUAAGGGUAUUGCACUUAGGCAUGAUAUGCGCGAGCCGAGACCCCAAAGCUAGGCCAACCAUGAGACAAGUGGUGAAAUUUUUUGACAGGAAUGGUGAUGUUGAUGAAUAUGAAGCUGAGGAUAUGGAUGUUUACCUUCUGGAGAGUUUGAGAUCUAAUACCAUGUUGUCCAAUUAUUCCUUGAAUUUAAGCUAUGGUUCACACCCAACAUUUGAAGAAAUUAGAGAAGGGCCUAACAUUGGGUGAAUUGGCAAUGCUGCUUCAUGAACAAUUUUAUAUGAUGGGCUAGGAAAAAGGAUUGGAUUAUUAGAUUUACAUGUAUUCAUUUGUUUUUUACACCUUGGUACUAGUUGUAGUGGAAGAGUUUGUUCUGUCUUUUCUUUUUGUUUCCACUAGAGAAUUUGUUCCUUAUCUUUUUAUUUUACACAAGAUAUGUUGAUGUACAUAUAUGAAACCCAUGGUAUGAUGUUUAUACUUUAUAAUAAGGUUCUUCAUUCA